This is a messenger RNA of Pungitius pungitius (ninespine stickleback), 1374 nucleotides long. It is a transcript of the gene rsad2, whose product is annotated as radical S-adenosyl methionine domain containing 2. Lineage: Eukaryota; Metazoa; Chordata; Actinopteri; Perciformes; Gasterosteidae. Gene Ontology annotation, cellular component: lipid droplet; mitochondrion; endoplasmic reticulum membrane. The transcript has 6 exons. The record is from RefSeq and is a predicted model, not a curated record. Gene Ontology annotation, biological process: positive regulation of immune response; defense response to virus. Gene Ontology annotation, molecular function: 4 iron, 4 sulfur cluster binding; catalytic activity. The coding region runs from base 122 to 1168 and encodes 348 amino acids.
UUUUUUGUAAACAGAAACUCAGCUGAUCUGAGUUUCCUUCUCUGUUCAUCCAAGGCUCGCGCUGCGGUCCCGUAUUUAAGAGAUCGUCCGCCUCCCCGAGGCACCCACAGCCGCCCCGAAGAUGCUCCUCUCCGCUGCGAUCGCGUCUCCGAUGAGGCUGCUGGUGCAGCUCUUCGCCUACAUCCUGCGCGUGCUCUUUCACGAGACGACCGAUGUGGGUGCGGGGGCAAAGUCACCCGUCACACCGUCUGUUGAGAGAAAAGUGGACGAAGGGAGAACGCAACAUGAGAUGACUCCGACGAGCGUCAACUAUCAUUUUACGCGCCAGUGUAAUUACAAGUGUGGGUUUUGCUUCCACACUGCAAAGACGUCGUUCGUGCUGCCUCUGGAUGAAGCCAAGAGGGGCCUCAAACUCCUGAAGGAAUCAGGCAUGGAGAAGAUCAACUUCUCUGGAGGGGAGCCGUUCCUGCACGACAAAGGAGACUUUCUAGGGAAGUUGGUUCAGUACUGCAAACAGGACCUUCAGCUCCCAAGUGUCAGCAUUGUCAGUAAUGGGAGCAUGAUUAAAGAAAAAUGGUUCCAGAACUAUGGUGACGACUUGGACAUCCUGGCCGUCUCCUGUGACAGUUUUGAUGAAGCGACCAACCAGCUGAUUGGCAGGGCUCAGGGGAGGAAGAGCCACGUGGACAACCUCCACAAGAUUCGCAGCUGGUGCCAGCAGUACAGAGUGGCGUUCAAACUCAACUCGGUCAUUAACACCUUCAACGCGGACGAGGACAUGACGGAGAACAUCCUCCAGCUCAACCCGGUCCGCUGGAAGGUGUUCCAGUGUCUGCUGAUCGAUGGGGAGAACGCCGGGGAGAAAGCCCUGAGAGAGGCGGAGAGGUUCGUCAUCAGCGAGCAGCUGUUCCAGGAGUUCCUGGAAAGACACAGCGGCGUCCCCUGCCUCGUUCCUGAGUCCAACGAGAAGAUGAGGAAUUCCUACCUGAUCCUGGAUGAAUAUAUGCGUUUCCUGGACUGUCGAGAGGGACGGAAGGACCCGUCCAAGUCCAUCCUUGAUGUUGGCGUGAAGGAAGCCAUUUGCUUUAGUGGCUUUGAUGAAAAAAUGUUUCUGAAAAGAGGAGGGAAAUAUGUGUGGAGCAAAGCCGACAUGAAGAUGGAGUGGUGAAAAUUGUGUUUGCUGUGAUUACACAGAUCAUUUUUAUAGUGUAUAUAUGUGUUACUUAUAAAUCUCACUUCGCUGCUCACAGUUGGCAUUAAAAGUCCAAAAGUUGUGUAAGAAAAUAUAUUGUUGUGUAUAUAUAUGCAUAGUAUUUAAUAUUCACACUGUGUACACUUGUCAGAAAAUAUGACUUAAUAAACAUAUUUAAAAUU